GAAAAUGAAGUUUUUUUAAUAAGGCAGGAAAUAAAGGAAAAGCUAAAUUCUAUACAACUGAAAUACUCAAAAAAUGGUCGAAAAAUAUUCAGAGAAGUACAAAUUUCUGCGUGUGUCAUGUUCGUGACUCUGAUGGCAGCCGCUGUGAUAGGAAACGCUGUGGUCAUGUGGAUCAUCUACAAACACAAGGUGAUGCAUCAUGGCUUCAACUAUUUUCUUUUCAACAUGGCUUUUGCGGACCUGCUCAUCGCAGUUUUCAAUGUGGGAACGUCCUGGACAUUCAACCUUUACCAUGAUUGGUGGUAUGGCGAUAUUUGUGUUCUGACUUCAUUUUUUGGCAUCGCUCCAACUACAGUAUCUGUGUUCUCAAUGAUGGCUCUCAGCUGGGAUAGAUGCCAAGCCGUGGUGCGACCGUUGCGGAAACGUCCCCUGUCACGCCGUCGCUCUCUCAUUACCAUAGCUAUCAUUUGGGCCAUUUCUACUGUUACUGCGCUCCCAUUCGCAUUCGCAGCUACAGUAAGUGAAGCUCCAGAAUUCGAUAAAUCAUUCGAUCACAUUCUGUUCCUUAUCCAGUACGCACUGCCCCUCUUCGUACUUUCACUCACCUUUGCUCGGAUUGCAUUAUUUGCUCCUGAAAAUCACUUAUCCAUAGUUUUUCAGGCAGUCAAAAUGCUAUCGUUGAUGGUUAUCACUUUUAUGUUCUGUUGGCUACCGUACCACCUUUACCAUACAUUUGAGUUGAACUUUGAGAAUCCAAAUAUCGGAAAAUACAUUUAUCUUUGUAUCUACUGGAUUGCAAUGAGCAGCAGCGCCUAUAAUCCUGUAAUAUACUGUUUUGCAAAUGAGAGAUUCCGGAUCGGCUUCCGCUACGUGUUCCGCUGGAUGCCCAUGAUACAAUGUUCACGGGAGAACUACGAAUACUCCCAGCUCUUCCCCGAAAAGCUGCGCAGCAUGGCCAUCACCGUUCAACUGAAUAAGACGUCCCGCGAAAAGAACUCGAGGCCACUACACAGGAGCUACAACAGCGCAGGUGAGGCCCCUUCUUGGACUUUGAGUUCAUUAAUGAAGGGUUUCAUAGAUAGCCCAGCGAAAACCAUUGUCCACGCUGACGACUCAUAG
Molecule: messenger RNA, 1119 nt
Organism: Haemonchus placei
Lineage: Eukaryota; Metazoa; Nematoda; Chromadorea; Rhabditida; Trichostrongylidae
Source: the annotation of a GenBank genome assembly